Messenger RNA from Solanum pennellii, 1080 nucleotides. RefSeq lists its product as uncharacterized. Lineage: Eukaryota; Viridiplantae; Streptophyta; Magnoliopsida; Solanales; Solanaceae. The record is from RefSeq and is a predicted model, not a curated record. The transcript is spliced from 4 exons. Gene Ontology annotation, molecular function: nucleic acid binding; zinc ion binding. The coding region runs from base 1 to 1080 and encodes 359 amino acids.
AUGAAAGAAGGUGAAACUAUUCAUGAGAUGUUCACUAAAUUGUCAUCCAUCACAAAUGAGUUGAGAAGCCUUGGAGAACCUAUCAGUAUGAGCAAGCAAGUUAGGAAAGUGCUUCGAAUCCUUCCCAAGUCUUGGGAAAGUAAGGUUGAUGCUAUUACUGAAGCAAAAGAUCUGAAAGUGUUAACAAUGGAUGCUCUCAUUGGAAAUCUAAAGACUCAUGAGAUGAAUCGUAAUCAUGAUCAGUCAAAGAAGGAAGUCAAAACGGAUAAGUCUUUGAUGCUAAAAUACAAAUAUGAAAAGGACUCCAGUGAUGAUGAUAUGGCUUAUCUCAUCAAUAGAUUUCAAAAGAUUGUGAGAAAGAACAAAGGUUUUAAAAGGGGAGCAAAUGGUCCUCGAACUGCCACUCAAAAUGAUACAUGUUACAAGUGUGGAAAAGCUGGGCACUUUAUAAGAGAGUGUCCUUUACUCAAGGCUGAAACAAAGAAUAUCAAAAAUCAAGAGGCUCUUGCUGAAUGGGGAGACUCCUCAAAUGUCUCAGAAGAUACCGAUGAACCAAAUGAUGUGUCAAUUGUGGUGGUUCAUGAAGAGGAAACCAUAUUCAAUGAGAUGUUUGCUUUCAUGACUCAUUCAGAAAAUGAAGAAGAGGAGGACAAGUUGCAUCAGAUAAAUGAAGAAGUUGAAAAGCAAAAUGGAAGGUCAAAUGGUUUACAAGUUGAAAUUGAAGAAAAAUUGAAAACCUCUGAGAAAAAUCUUGGGUUGGCUUUGGAGAAGAGCAACAACUUAGAAAGAGAUGUUGUCAAACUUAAGGAAAAACUUGAAAAAUCUCUUAUGUGGACAAAAUCUUCUAAGCUACUGUCGAGUGUGAGUGAGAGGAGCAGCAGUCAAUGUUGGUAUAUGGACAAUGGAUGCUCAAAACAUAUGACUGGUGAUAUCAAAAAUUUCCUCUCACUCAAGACACUUCAGGGAGGAGGUGACUCUUUUUGUGAUGGAAAGAAGGGGUAUAUUUUGGGAGUUGGUAAAGUGGGAAAAUCUCUUGGAGAAUCAAUUGAUAAUGUGUAUCAUGUCGGUGGAUUGAAGUAA